Molecule: messenger RNA, 1031 nt
Organism: Phragmites australis (common reed)
Lineage: Eukaryota; Viridiplantae; Streptophyta; Magnoliopsida; Poales; Poaceae
Product: large ribosomal subunit protein eL19x-like
Exons: 5
Coding region: 101-724 (207 amino acids)
Biological process (GO): translation
Cellular component (GO): ribosome; cytosolic large ribosomal subunit
Molecular function (GO): RNA binding; structural constituent of ribosome
Source: RefSeq, a predicted model, not a curated record
GCGCCGCCCCUGGCAAACCCUUGCAGCCCCGGCGCGUCCACCACCACACACUCGCUCAGGAGGAGCAGAGAGAGGGAGCCGAUAGGAGGCGGCGGCGGAGAUGGUUUCCCUCAAGCUGCAGAAGCGGCUCGCCGCGAGCGUGCUCAAGUGCGGCAAGGGCAAGGUCUGGCUCGACCCCAAUGAGGUCAGCGAGAUCUCCAUGGCGAACUCCCGUCAGAACAUCCGGAAGUUGGUUAAGGAUGGGUUCAUCAUCAAGAAGCCCCAGAAGAUCCACUCUAGGUCUCGUGCACGGAGAGCCCAUGAGGCCAAGCAGAAGGGGCGUCACUCAGGAUAUGGUAAGCGUAGGGGUACUAGGGAGGCUAGGCUCCCAACCAAGGUCCUGUGGAUGAGGAGGAUGCGUGUGCUCAGGCGUUUGCUGCGUAAGUACCGUGAGGCCAAGAAGAUUGACAAGCACAUGUACCAUGACAUGUACAUGAAGGUCAAGGGUAACGCAUUCAAGAACAAGCGGGUGCUCAUGGAAAGCAUCCACAAGUCCAAGGCUGAGAAGGCAAGAGAGAAGACACUUUCCGAUCAGUUUGAGGCUAAGCGCGCUAAGAGCAAGGCAAGCCGUGAAAGAAAGAUUGCCAGGAGGGAGGAGAGAUUGGCUCAGGGCCCAAGGGAACCGGUUGCACCAGCAGCAGCUCCUGCUCAAACUGCAGCGGCGCUGAAGAAAGCAAAGAAAUGAAUACCUGACGGGUGAGCAUUUUGUUUUUUGCCAAGUGAAACCAGUCAAAGUGUUAGCAGAAUUUUGAAGUACGGACCGUUUUGUUCAGUGCUUAAGUAUCUCCAAUUCUGAUACCUUUAAUGUUAUGUUUGGUGCUACUGGAUGUAGUGUGAAGUCUCUUUCAAAAAGGAUGGUGAUAUCUUUACUGUUUUAGAGUGGUUCUGCAUUUGUGAUCGAUGACAUGUAGGUUUGCUGGCGUUUGACUGCCUCUAUUGAGAAAUCUCUAUUCGUUGUGGGUCAAUGUGAAGGGCCCGGUUCUUAUCUGUCA